Syzygium oleosum is the source of this 830-nucleotide messenger RNA. Its product is annotated as exocyst complex component EXO84C-like. Gene Ontology annotation, biological process: exocytosis; intracellular protein localization; Golgi to plasma membrane transport. Gene Ontology annotation, cellular component: exocyst. NCBI's taxonomy places the organism in Eukaryota, Viridiplantae, Streptophyta, Magnoliopsida, Myrtales, Myrtaceae. The record is from RefSeq and is a predicted model, not a curated record. The transcript has 4 exons. The coding region runs from base 116 to 745 and encodes 209 amino acids.
AUAGCAGCUUGCGCUCCUGGGAAUGGCUUACACUAUAGCUGAUGAACUGUUGCCAGAUGCCAUCUGGAACCUCUGAAAUCCACAGAAUGAAAGCAAGCAACAAAGGGCCGGACCCAUGGAAAAUGCUUCUCCGAGUACACCCAUUCCAGUGGAAGUAAAGGAGUGGAGGCGCCACCUACAACAUUCGUUUGACAAGCUUAGAGAUCAUUUCUGCAGGCAAUAUGUCUUGAGUUUCAUCUAUUCAAGAGAAGGAAAAACACGAUUGCACGCGCAAAUAUAUUUGAGUGAGAAUGGGGAAGACCAGUAUUGGGAUUCUGAUCCCCUGCCAUCACUUCCAUUUCAGGCUUUAUUUGCAAAGUCGCAGCAGUUAGGUACUGUAGCUGGAGAUGUUUUACUUGGAAGAGAUAAAAUACAAAAGAUAUUGCUCGCCAGGCUUACAGAAACAGUGGUGAUGUGGUUGUCGGAAGAUCAGGAUUUCUGGAGUGCAUUUGAAGAUGAUUCAUCUGCUAUUCAGCCACUUGGUUUGCAACAGUUGAUUCUUGAUAUGUACUUCACCGUUGAAAUAGCGCGCUUUGCUGGUUAUCCAUCUCGGCAUGCGCACCAGAUUGCAUCAGCCAUCAUUGCCCGUGCAAUCAGGACGUUUUCUGCUAGAGGCAUAGACCCUCAGAGUCCACUCCCGGAGGAUGAAUGGUUUGUUGAAACUGCAAAAUCGGCAAUAAACAAGCUUCUGGGAACAUCGGGUUAAGACACCUCUGAAAUUGACGAGGACCACAUCGGACAUGACGAUAUCAUCUCCGAUUCUGAUGAGUCUGCUUCUUCUCUUUCGACGG